AUGAAUAAAGAAAAAUGUAAACUUGUCGAAAAGUCUACUAGAACUCAAAGCAACUCAGGUAUUUGGUACGAAAUGCGAUAUGGACGUGUGACCGCUUCGAAAUCCCACCAAGCUGCACAGUGUCACACAUGUGAUGGUACUCUUGUAGAGGAAAUAUUUGGCGCCAAACUUGUAGUCGAAACCGAAGCUAUGAAAAGAGGGAAGCUGAUAGAAAACAGCGUCAAGAAAGAAGUGGAGAAACAAAAAAAAAUUUUCAUCCAACCCUCUAGGCUUUUUCUUGAUGGAACCUAUCCAUUUUUUGGAGCGUCACCUGAUGGGAUUACAGACACUCACGUGAUUGAGAUUAAGUGUCCAUCAAAAAAAGGAGCAUUCAGUCAGUAUUACAAGAAUGGACUCAUAGGGAAAAAAUGUUUAGCUCAAAUACAGACACAAAUGCUUCUAACGGGAAAAUUUUUCAAUUUGAAUCUCUAA
Parnassius apollo (apollo) is the source of this 471-nucleotide messenger RNA. The record is from the annotation of a GenBank genome assembly. Lineage: Eukaryota; Metazoa; Arthropoda; Insecta; Lepidoptera; Papilionidae.